UUAUUUUUUUGGUCUUCGUGACGUGUAGAUCGGGAAACGAUUCGGGUCAUACUGAAGGGAAUUAAUUGUCCUAUUUUCUUUUAAUGUAAUAUUUUAAAUGAGACUGAUGUGGGCCGUGACGCGGUUUUUACGCAAUACAGAAUUUACCGUACGCGUGUAGCGGGUGCUGUUUUUUAACGAACAUAGCGCUACCUCGUAGCAGUGAGCUAGCUUCCUCAUAGUCCCCGGCAUCCUCCAUUCACUUUGGCCAACGCUAGCUUGUAAGCGGCGACUUGUGCUUACCUGUGCAGUACGUUGCCGUUCACUGCUGCGCCUCACUUUGGUUUUUGUUUAUUUUUUUUCUUUCUGCUGAACAAGGGAGUGACUCUCCCAUGUCAACCACUCGCGUAGCCUGUAAAGUAUAAACGUAUCGUUAUCUUUUCAUUAAUGUCAGCUGUUAUGGAUUAUGAACUUAAAGCGAAGUCAGUGGCUGACUGCUUGCAGAGCUACAGGAGGGACGAGUCCGGGUGGAAAGUCACCAAGAAAUCGAACGAUGUGGUUGUGUCUUGGCGUCCCUCCUCCGAGUUCCCUGGGAAUGUUUACAAGGGGGAGGGGAUCGUCAACGGCAGUCCCGAGAAAGUGUGGGAGUGCCUGAAACCAGUUCCCAACGGGCUCAGGGUCAAGUGGGACAACAAUGUCAAAAAGUUUGAACUUCUGGAGCAAAUUGCAGAGGACACCUCUAUCUGCCGAACAGUCACGCCCUCGGCAGCUAUGGGUAUCAUAGCCCCACGAGACUUUGUAGAUGUUAUUUUAGUUAAGCAAUACGAAGAUGGCACCAUUUCAUCAAAUGCCACCAAUGUGAGUCACCCGAGCUGUCCUCCCCAGCCUGGCUACGUGAGAGGAUUCAACCAUUCAUGUGGUUGCAUCUGUGUCCCCAUUUCAGGAGAACCCAACAAAACCCAGGUGUUCAGUUUCUUCCACACAGACCUGGGUGGCUUCCUCCCUCGCUCUGUGGUGGACUCAUUCUUCCCAUCCAGCAUGACUGAGUUCUACAGCAACUUGGCCAAGUCUGUUAAAUCCCUCAAAGAUUUUUGACACAAAGAGUAAGAAAAUCUCCCUCAAGCCCUGAUGCUCACUGAGCAGUCAGGCCAGAUGUUCACAACAUUUUGCUCUGAGAUUCUGAAUCUAAAAAUCAAAUCCACAUAAAGCUGGAUCAUGUUUUAUGUUUAAUGUGCAUUCCUUAAGCCCUGUGUUUCUGCAGGAGGAAUCGCAUAAAUCUUCACUGCACAAUAGCAAUAUUUGAAAAGUCCUAGAAUGGAAAAAGGGACUUGGGUUUGACUUCAACUCCCGUGCUGUCACCAUAUGUGGGAUCAAUUUAUUUCCUCAAACUUAAGAAUGGAAAUAGACCUAAAAUUCAUACAUGUGAUCAAAUGAUAGAAUAUGUUUCUUUUUUUACCAGACUAACGUGGCAAAUAACAUUUUUUCUUCUAACUGCAUACUUAAGUGUUUACAGGUAACAUGCAUGUUGCAUGAAAAUGAUUUACCCUGUGCUGGUAUCAGAUUGUUGGUUUAAACUGAUUCAUACCUCAUAUUUACUUGUUUGUGUUGUAAUUGAAAUGCCAUAGUUUUCCUCAUUUCUGCUGACAUGUUAAAAAAAAAAAAAGAAAUGGAUAUCUGCCUCUUUUGCCAGUUACACCGAAACACUAGAGCAGGUGGGAUGGCACGUGUGGCCUUUUUAAACGAAGGCAGCUUUUUUUUUCUUUCCAAAAGAAUGCCUUUUGAAUAGGAUGUGUUCAAAGGACAUUGUGCUGCUCUACUGAGCAGAAAUGUGUCUUCCUUUUAGUCGAGCAUUGGAUUCUAGUACAUUUCCCUUUCUUUUUCUCUGUAUACAUUCACUGAAAGAACAGUGGCUCCUCUGCCCAUGAAAGAGGUCAACAGCUGACUAAUUUUCCAGUCCACCUACAAUCAAAGGGAUUUGAUGUAGAGAUGCAUCCCAUGUAACAAGAAGUAAAAAUAAACGCCACAAUAAAUAAGCCCAUAUAUUUCUGAUAGAAUAAGUGGAUAAAGCCAUUGGUGACCUGAAGUGACAGUAAAUGUAUGGUAACAUGAUUUAGGGUUUAAAUAUAUUACUAAAUGCACUAUAUUUUCAAGGCUUCCAACAAUUGUAGUAACUAGGGCUAUAAAGUGGCCACUAGAAAGAGAUAGUUCACUGUCAUUUGUGUUCUUCUCUCCAACUGAAACAUGCGCUACCUUAAUAGUUUCUUAUUAUUACACAGUUACCAACAAAUUGUUACUUCAUUGUAUCACUUACCACGUUCAACUUGUUCAGAUUUCAAUAAGAGCAUCCAUAUGGACUAGGCGAAAGAUUUUUUUUAUUUUAUUUUUUAAUAUUACAUGUUAAAAAAAAUACUCAAAGAUCCACUUUAAACUAUUGUAUUAGUGUUGCUAGUAGUAUUGUAGUAGUCUUACAUAUGCAGUACAUUGUAGUUCUGUAUGGGCACUAGUAAUGGGAAGUGUACUUGGAAAUUGGGGUGUGGUACUUGGUAUAUUUUUAAUUCUUAAUACUCAUUAUUUGAAGUGCAGUAAGAAAUGGACAGAAGUCCACCUUCACUAAUCAGUGGCUUUAUUUACGGCAUGUGUUCUUGUUUUUUUUCUGCUUUUUUUUUUAAAAAAAAAUGUAAAAACUCAUUUUCAGGCUUAACAGAAAAACCUUCCUUUAUGCAAACUAAAGCUUAGGACAGGAAAACUCUAGGACCAUAUAUUUAUAUAGUUACCACACUUAACUGUAUAAAAGUUGCUAUUGUAAAAUACUGCUUGAACUCUGAAUAUCAAUAUUUACAUUAUUUAGAGAAUAUACUGAUGUAACUUAUUUCACAACUGCCAGAAUCCUCUUCAGGUAUUCAGCAAAGAAGUGGGCACACAAAUGUACUGUACUGAACUCAUUUUACUCCUGGUGAUUUAUAGGGGUCCCCUCAUUCCUUCCUUAUCCGGGGUGGGGUGGGAUGUGUGGAAUUUCCUCCCAGCAUUAAUCAGAUGAAAUACUGUAUAUUGCUUGAACAAUAUCAGCACUUUAUUAAGCGCUCCCUGUGUAAGCAUAUUUAAGGAGACGGAGAGCCUUCACGUGUAUGAUAAGCCAUAUACAUUGUCAUGUUUUAAGUUCCUUUAGAAAAGGUCCUGCUGCUGUACCUGUAGCACCUUUUACCUCACAAUGUAGCCAAUAAUUGAAACGACAAAUCUUCUUAAUCGCAUUCCACCAAGCUCAAAUGUUAGCUCGUGAUGCUUCCGCUUACACAUGGAUCUAAAGAUGUAUUCCUGUGUUUAAUAUUUAAAUGCAACCAGCGUUGCUACAAAUAGAUACAGUAAAUCACACAAUCAGCAAAGCACAUUGUAGGGCAUUUAAUCACUGCUGAAUUACCCUUGUGACAUAAUUUCUCCGUCAUCAACUGGUAUUAACUGUAUCUGACAACAUUACACGGAUGAUUUGAUUGUAGUCUUUUGCAUUUACACUUGCUGUUAAGAACUGAUCCUGGUGAUCAGAUAUUAAUGUUUUGAUGAGUGGAGUUGGCGAACCUGUCAACAAGCAAUGGUGUCUUAGGUUAACUGAGUGACAUGACGCACACAGUCGAAGACUAAAGGUCGAACCUAAUGAUAUGAUGGACAUACAUCACAUGAUAAGUUUAUACUAUAUGGCAAUUAGGUCCUUGUCUGGCUUACAAUAAGCACUGUUGUUGUUAUUGUUGUUGUUUUUUUUAAUCUGUUUGGUUUCCCUGUAAGUUGUGAGCACUGUAUUUGUUCACCAGUAGAGGACCUGGUUCACUCCAGCCUGAUUUUAACUGUGUACUCCCUCUGACAAAAAGAGGUCAGAGGUCAGCCACUUUUUAUUUUUUCGAACAAACAUUGCUGAUAAUCUGAUGUUAUUUGUUUUAUUUUGUAAAAGCACAAGGAGUCCCACUAAACUUGCUUCAGAAUUUUGAAUCAUGUGGAGCAGUGCAACAGCAUGCACGUCAGUAUUUGAGUAUUUGUUCAAGUCUUUCAGUCCUACAGUAUCCAGAAUGACACUGUGAUCAAAUAGCAUGUGAACUAUGGCAGACCUAGUCCUACUUGAACUCUUCCAAGUAUUAGAUUGUACCUACGACAGGCUUUUUGACCACCACUGAGACCAAAUACCCACAGUAAGUUUGUGUUCUGUGACUGAGAUUCAAUUUAAACUUUCCUUAUGUAAAUUGUCAUGGCAACUAGUGGUCCUACCACCAGUUGCAGGGUAUCCUGAGUACACGUGCAACUUGUUGUAUUUUAAUGACACUGAAUAUAUGUAAAAUGAUAUUUGUCAAAUGUGUCUAGUCUACUCCGGUUACUGAGUUUUACAUGUUGAGUCAGAAGACAUGAAACCGUUUCUCUUGUACUGUUCUGCAUCCGAUUAGUUUUGUAUUUCACCAGCAUUAAAACGACUGAAAGGAA
Messenger RNA from Mugil cephalus (flathead mullet), 4437 nucleotides. It is a transcript of the gene stard5, whose product is annotated as StAR-related lipid transfer (START) domain containing 5. Gene Ontology annotation, molecular function: lipid binding. The record is from RefSeq and is a predicted model, not a curated record. The transcript has 6 exons. The coding region runs from base 427 to 1074 and encodes 215 amino acids. Lineage: Eukaryota; Metazoa; Chordata; Actinopteri; Mugiliformes; Mugilidae.